ACCAGUGUCCACAGUUGCUGCAGAAAUGAUUUGCAUUAUAGUUCCAAAUGCGAAACAUUUUGAGCUCCAGCGCUUAUUGCAGAGGAGUGAUUGUAUGUGGGGAAGGGGGUUCUUUAAUGCAAAACACAUGUGUUUUCAAUUGAUAUCUGGAGCCAGACCAGUAGCUGUAACUUGGCCUGACAAAGCCGUAUUGAAGUAAAAGACAGAGUGUGGUUUCAAAGCAGUUAGGAAAAGAACGGGAAUGCUGUUCAGGAAAUUCUUCAGGCAUGGGCAGGGACUUGGCCACAGUUCUGCUGUUGGAAAAUCUGACAGGGACAGCUUCUAAACGCAGGGUAGGCCUCGUGCAGCUCUGAAGGCAACACUGCAUCUAUCCCCCCACACCCCUGCUAGAGUCCCUGGAACUAGCAGUUUCGCCUGACUUCUGAAAGAGAGAGAUGCCUCAGGAACAGUACGCACACAGAAGCACCAUGCAGAGCUCAGAAGGACCCCAUGUAUACAAAGUGGGGAUUUAUGGCUGGCGCAAGAGGUGCCUCUAUUUCUUUGUGCUACUCCUAAUGAUUUUAAUUCUGGUGAACCUUGCUAUGACCAUCUGGAUUCUCAAGGUUAUGAACUUCACAAUUGAUGGAAUGGGAAAUCUAAGGAUUACAGAAAAAGGUUUAAAGCUAGAAGGAGAUUCAGAAUUCUUGAAACCUCUCUACGCCAAAGAAAUCCGGUCCAAGACAGGAAACCCUCUGUACUUCCAAUCUGCUCGGAAUGUUACAGUGAACAUUCUCAAUGAGGAGAGUAAAGUUCUUACACGUCUUGUAACAGGGCCCAAAGCAGUGGAAGCAUACAGCCAAAAAUUUCAAGUGCUAACCACCUCGGGGAAAUUGUUGUUUUCUGCAGAUGACAAUGAAGUGGUGGUUGGAGCAGAGAGACUUAAAGUUUUAGGAGCAGAAGGCGUAGUGUUCCCUAAAUCCAUAGAAACUCCCAAUGUCAGGGCAGACCCCUUCAAGGAACUAAGACUUGAGUCACCAACACGCUUUCUAGUGAUGGAGGCUCCCAAGGGAGUUGAAAUCAAUGCAGAAGCUGGCAACUUGGAAGCUACAUGUAGGACAGAGCUCAAGCUGGAAUCCAAAGAUGGAGAGAUAACGUUGGAGGCUGCAAAUAUCAAACUACCUAGAUUGCCUCUGGGAUCCUUCUCCUCUACCGGAUCCAGGCAAAAAAUCUACGAGCUUUGUGUGUGUCCCAACGGGAGGUUAUUCCUGUCUCAAGCAGGAAGUAGUUCCACCUGCCAGAUAAAGACAAGUGUAUGCCUUUGAGAGAGACUGUUUGCGGCAGGCAUAGCUGGCAGCACAAAGGCCCUUUUUGGCCUCCCAGAUAGCAGCUGCCAACUAUUUUUACUAGAACACAGAAAGCCUAUCAAAGACUUUUGUGUGCGUGUGUGUGUGAAUAUAUAAAUAUAUAGAUAUAUAUAGAUAUAAAUAAAUAUAUAUAUAUAUAUAUCCUUUGUGUAAAAUGAAGUUUCAGUACAAGAAAUUCCAGGGUGACCCUCUUUGUGUAGCAUUUUUUGCUCCCACAUCAAAAAUUGAAAAUGUGCAAAUUGGAUCCAGAUCGUUCCAGGAGUAUUCAAAUUGUGUCAUAGCAAGCCUCUAUCAGUCUAGAAAAUGCUUUCAAGCCUUUCCAAAUUUAGUUGUACCUUACACAUGACAUUUUACCUGCAUGGAAAUGGGGAAAAAAUAUGUCAUUUAACAAGACUGUGCCCAUGUUUGAUCUGCCACAUGUACAGAUACCUGGCUCUGCAAUUAUGGCAUUCCAUUGUGCUAUGAAAACUAGACUGGUAUGUGAUCUUCACACAUGAUGAUGUACACAAGGUUCCUAUGUCUUUUCUUUAUUUGUAGGUACAAUGUCAUGUGUGAAAUAACCCUAAGAUAAAGACACACACCCCACCCCAAAAAGGCAGCCCAGCUUGUACCAUUCCGUCUCAACCUAGGCCUGAAAGUAGAAACAUCAAAGGCAAAGAAACAAACAAAAAAUGUUCAUAAGAAUUAUUGAUCAGUUUAAUACCCAGGAGGAACCGUGAGGAGGUGAGUUGCAUUGGUACCUCACUUCAUAACCCAUAAUAGGCUCAGAAAUGUUCAGACAGCAGGAUGUCACAAUUGUUUAACUGCUGCCUUCCCCUCCUCAGGGGAUGUCACCCCUUCCACUUUGAGAACCACGGUUAUGGUAUGUAGAAAUGAGAUCCUGUUGUUAUUUACAGUCACUUCAAAGCAAAGAGUAAACGGCCCGGUUAAAGAGAGCAUGAUGAGACAAGCAUCUCUGAUUAUUAUCCUGCCAUGAAAAUCCAUCAGAUAUGAUGACAAAAUUACCUACUGCUUAGGGUGCUCCAAGACACCUGUGGUUAAAUUACACACUGUUCAUUUUUAAUUAGAAGCAAAUAUUGCAAGAGUGGUGUUCUGCAGCACUCUCCAUAAUCCUAGGCCUGAUAGCAGCCACCUCGAUGACGUAAAAAGGCCCCUUCGCAUUUUAUCUGGGUGAAGGGAUUCAAUGCAUUUAAAGGGCCUCCGUGUGAUUAAAUGCCCUUGAUGUUGUGCCCAUCUUCCUGGCUCAGCUCCCAACCUCCAUGUGAUGGUGUGAAUGGAAAGCUGACAGUGCUUGUGGAGAGUCCUCCACACAACCAGUAGCCCUGUGUUACUGGGACUUCCAAUCACAUGGAGCACUGUUCAUAAGUACAUCUGGCUUAAGAGGAUUCCUCAAUGCCUAUAGGUGGAAGGCAGAGCUGCGAGGACAACACAAAGAUAACACAGAUAGCACAUCAAGGAAGCAAAUAACUGAGUCAUAUCAGUGGAGGAGUAAGAGUUGCAAGCCAUUUUAUGAUAAGCUGUAAAGUCCAUUCAAGAUAUUGUUUAUGAGGGCUAAAGGCCAGAUGGACAAGCAUGUGGUUGUAAUCAUGAAAAGGAGCACUAGGGUCUAUUCUCACACGUUUGGCUGAGAUGUGUCCUGGCAUUAUUGCCUCUGUAGUCUAUGCAC
Lacerta agilis (Sand lizard) is the source of this 3009-nucleotide messenger RNA. RefSeq names its product sarcoglycan delta (gene SGCD). NCBI's taxonomy places the organism in Eukaryota, Metazoa, Chordata, Lepidosauria, Squamata, Lacertidae. The coding region runs from base 435 to 1301 and encodes 288 amino acids. The record is from RefSeq and is a predicted model, not a curated record. Gene Ontology annotation, cellular component: sarcoglycan complex; sarcolemma. Gene Ontology annotation, biological process: cardiac muscle tissue development; heart contraction. The transcript has 8 exons.